Molecule: messenger RNA, 1658 nt
Organism: Pistacia vera
Lineage: Eukaryota; Viridiplantae; Streptophyta; Magnoliopsida; Sapindales; Anacardiaceae
Product: cytochrome P450 89A2-like
Exons: 1
Coding region: 67-1578 (503 amino acids)
Cellular component (GO): membrane
Molecular function (GO): oxidoreductase activity, acting on paired donors, with incorporation or reduction of molecular oxygen, NAD(P)H as one donor, and incorporation of one atom of oxygen; iron ion binding; heme binding
Source: RefSeq, a predicted model, not a curated record
CUCAGCUUUACCAAACACAAAUUCUAAACACUUCGUUUUCAUUCAUUAAGAAUUUGUAUCUGCAAAAUGCAGUCCUGGUUCAUUAUCCUUUUCUCCAUCUCCAUAGCUUUCCUCCUCAAAGCUUUCAUUAACCUUCUCUUUCCCAACAAACAUCUUCCUCCUGGCCCUUCAACCUUCCCCAUUUUUGGCAACUUAUUGUGGCUUCGAAGAUCAACUUCUCAAAUUGAACCCAUCCUCCGGAAUCUCCAUGCCAAAUUUGGCCCCAUUGUUACUCUCCACUUUGGCUCUCGUCGUGCCAUCUUUGUUGCCGACCGCUCCCUUGCCUACAAGGCUUUAGUCCAAAAUGGUGCUGUCUUUUCUAAUCGUCCACCGGCUCCUCCCACAACCAAAUUAUUUAGCAGCAACCAACACAAUAUCACUUCCUCUUCUUAUGGCCCUACGUGGCGCCUCCUGCGCCGCAAUCUCAAUAGAGAAAUUCUCCACCCUGCACGUGUGAGGAGCUACACGCGUGCGCGCAAGUGGGUUCUGCAUAUUCUUUUGGAUCGUCUCAAGUCAGAGUCCAAAAAUGGUGAUCCAGUUCGUGUGAUGGAUCAUUUUCAAUACGGCAUGUUUUGCUUAUUAGUGUUUAUGUGUUUCGGAGACCAGGUUAAUGAAAGCCAAAUCAAACAUGUUGAGGACCUCCAGCGUCGGCUGUUGUUAGGAUUUAACCGAUUCAAUAUACUAAAUUUGUGGCCAAGAUUGACAAAAAUUGUACUUCGCAAAAGGUGGGAAGAGCUGCUUCAGUUACGGAAAUAUCAAGAAGAAGUAUUGAUUCCAUUGAUAAGAUCGAGAAAGAAGGUGAAGGAAGAGAGUUUAAACGAAGGAAAAGAGGAUGAAUAUGUUAUAGCGUAUGUUGAUAGUUUGUUAGAUUUGGAGCUUCCAGAAGAGAAGAGGAAGCUUAAUGAAUCAGAAAUUGUUUCUUUGUCCUCGGAAUUUCUAAACGCUGGCACAGACACUACAUCCACAGCGCUGCAGUGGAUCAUGGCGAAUUUAGUGAAAUACCCACAUAUUCAAGAGAAGAUAUUCAUGGAGAUUAAAGGGGUUGUGGAAGAAGGAGAGGAUGAAGUGAAAGAAGAUGACUUGCAGAAGAUGCCAUACUUGAAGGCAGUGAUAUUAGAGGGUUUAAGAAGACAUCCUCCUGCGCAUUUUGUGUUACCACACGCUGUCACAGAAGAUGUAGAGGUGAAUGGAUAUGUGAUACCAAAGGAUGUGAGCAUCAAUUUAAUGGUAGCUGAAAUGGGUUGGGACCCAAAAGUGUGGGAAGAUCCAAUGGCAUUCAAGCCAGAGAGAUUUAUGGGUGGUGAUUUUGAUAUAACAGGAAGCAGGGAGAUUAAGAUGAUGCCAUUUGGGGUUGGAAGAAGAAUUUGUCCAGGGCUUGGUUUGGCAAUGCUUCAUUUGGAGUAUUUUGUGGCGAAUUUGGUUUGGAAAUUUGAGUGGAAGGGUGUUGAGGGAGAUGAGAUUGAUUUAUCAGAGAAGCAGGAGUUCACAAUAGUUAUGAAGAAUCCAUUAAAGGUUCAUAUUUGUGAGAGGAGUAGAUAAUUUAGUUAUGUAUUGAGUGUGUAUAACUUUUUGAUUAUUAAAUAUAUGUUUAUGAUAAUUUUGUAUGUUAAUUACAUGAA